Molecule: messenger RNA, 1293 nt
Organism: Australozyma saopauloensis
Lineage: Eukaryota; Fungi; Ascomycota; Pichiomycetes; Serinales; Metschnikowiaceae
Gene: BCR1
Product: transcription factor BCR1
Exons: 1
Coding region: 1-1293 (430 amino acids)
Biological process (GO): regulation of transcription by RNA polymerase II
Cellular component (GO): chromatin
Molecular function (GO): DNA-binding transcription factor activity, RNA polymerase II-specific; RNA polymerase II cis-regulatory region sequence-specific DNA binding
Source: RefSeq, a predicted model, not a curated record
AUGUCUUCGAAGGAAAUUAAACCGAAGAGAAACUCUAAGGGAAGAGUGUUCCAAUGCACUGGCUUUCCAAACUGCAGUAAACUGUUCACCCGUUCGGAACAUCUUGCCCGUCACAGAAGAAAACACACUGGCGAGAGACCUUUUGCUUGCUCUCACUGUGCAAAGAACUUUUCGAGACUUGACAAUCUUCGUCAACACAAACAGACUGUACAUGCCUACGAGAAUUACUUGGACCUGAGGAAUGGAGCAGAGCCUCCGGUGAGACAGACUCCAAAUGCUAAGAUUCCUGCGGCCGCAUCGCCAGUUCAAUUGCAAAGCUCAAACUCGCAAUCUGGACCUUCGCUGCCUUCGCUGGUGGUCACGCCUAGUCAGGAUACAGCUGGAAACAACCACCUGUCUAUUCUGCUGGUGCUGAGCGCUCUGAGCUCACUGAUGCACCUGAUGCAGCUGUCUGUGCUGUCUCCUGGCCAAUGUCCUUCCAUCAAUUACUCAAAGUCGAGUGCUCUUCCUCGCAUUAAUGACCGCAUGUUACUGACUCCUUUUCUUCAUCCUCCUUUCCAGGCGCCAACACUUUUGACUCCUCCUAUGGUGGACCCUCUGUCUGGCAUGCCUCCAGCAUUUGCCUUUGGACCUUCUUCUGACUCUAUGGGAUAUCAGCACCUACAACACAGCUAUAUCGGAAACGGUUCGGUAGACCCUAUGAGUGGCAUGCAACAGCCUGGUUACUCAGGUGCCUGGUCGCCCAACUAUGGUGCUGCCUCUUCGUCGUCUCUCCGUCAUUCUGCUUCUUUGAACCAGGCUCUCGUCCCAAUGAAGCCUUUUGGCUCUUAUGAGCAACCACAGCCAAUUCCAUUGGGCCUCAGCCGUAGCGACGGAGGUGCACCAGUGGCUCAAGGACCUUUGCAAGGUAGAGCUCCCUUCUACGAUGGAGCCAUGAAACCAUACUUAGCUCCCAGCACGCAAUCUCCAUUAUCACCAUUGUUCCGCCUCUCAUUUGGUUCAAUGGCUCAACCUUCAUCAAAGGUCAACGGAUGUAACUAUGGUCCUGGCAACGGAGUUAUCUCCCAGCCAUCCAGACCAUCUCUCGUUGUACCUACCAAUCUCACACCCACCAUCUCUUCGGCAACUCAGCUUCCUUCACCCAUGGAGCCUGCUGCAGAGAUCAAAAAAUCAUCGGACAUCACCAAGCAAAGAAGAAGCUGGCUUCAAGACAUGCUCAAUCAUGCCGAUGAAGCUGUCUCUCCAAACGAAGAAUCUGCUACGAUCUCUUCCCAAGUUGCACUCGCUUCAUAA